Molecule: messenger RNA, 4341 nt
Organism: Pestalotiopsis fici W106-1
Lineage: Eukaryota; Fungi; Ascomycota; Sordariomycetes; Amphisphaeriales; Sporocadaceae
Exons: 6
Coding region: 1-4341 (1446 amino acids)
Biological process (GO): carbohydrate metabolic process
Molecular function (GO): hydrolase activity, hydrolyzing O-glycosyl compounds; chitin binding
Source: RefSeq, a predicted model, not a curated record
AUGUCUCCCACGGGCGCCGGUCUUUGCACCGGCAUGAAACCUGUACUUCGCAACUUAUUCCUCACCUUGCUCGCGGGUUCUGCCUUGGCGGGUGAUGUCCCCAAGAGCUACUCUACCCGGGAUCCAUGCCCUGUCACCUGUGAUACAGCCGCAGGAGGUGCAUGGUCAGUCUACACCAAUGUCAAGCGCGUCGAAGCUUGCGACAAGCACAUGCUGCUCGACUUUGCUCUACACAAUCCCCUUGACGAUCCUUCCACGACUGUCAAGAUCCGAGCCUGCACUCUCCCUGAUGAGGUCCCCAGCGUCUCUCGCCGCCUGGUUGACCGCGACACUGAUGCCGACUCGGAUCUAUGUGUCGCAGGCGCCAGUAGCAUCGAUGUCUCCUUGGAUGUAGCUUCGUCUGGCAAUGGUUCUUAUUUUACAUACGCCACGGCGAAUGCUCUUGCACAGGUGUCCAGCUACUUGAGCGCCAGCUGUGAUCUCUCUCAGGUCUUUUCGUACUCUACGGGCUCAAUCGUUGGAGUGUUUGUGGGUGCCGCCAUUGACAACGGAGGGUCGACCACUGCCGUUCUGGCCGAGCUCAUUGACAUGGUCAACAACACGGACACGGUAACCCCCGAGAUCAUGUUUGCGCAGCGAUGUGUAUCCGAGGGAAGCUCAAAGCACACAUUCGGCGUUGCCAUCAACAACGCUGCCGACCUGAGCUGGGUGCAGUCCUCGGUGCAGUCCUGGAGCAAUGGCCUCUGCCUCAAUGCCUCGUCCUUGACGUCGGCAGAGACCAGCCAAAUCGCCAACACGACCAUCUACGAGUACACGCACCCUGCCGUGACUCUGUCCAACAUUACAGUCAUCCAUCCCAACUCUACUGCCACGACUAGUGGAACCAUCACUGCGUCUCUGACGUCUUCUGCAACGGGAUCAUCGGGCACAGCCGAUCUCGGAACCUCGACUUCCACUGGACUGAGUUCCGACGCAGAAACAUCGUCAGGAACGCUCCUAUCUACUGCGUCGACAUCCGAGUCUACAGGCACCAGCACCGCUGCAGCUGUCACGCCACCGGGUCCAACACAAACUGGCAUCGUCAGCACAUGUAAUGCAUAUGCCAUCCCGACGUCCGGCCAGGGCUGUUGGGAUUUUGCCAACGAUAAUGGUAUAACGACCGAUGAGUUGUACGAGUGGAAUCCUGCCAUUGGAGAUUGCGAAAACUUCUGGGCCGAUGAGGCUUACUGUGUGGGCGUUUCGAGCUCGGAAAAGCGCGACCAUGUGAUCACGGCGCGAAACCCCCUGCGCUAUCAAUGGAAGCGCGAUGAAUGUGACACGACUCAGAUCUAUUCUGGCGACACCUGCACUUCGUUGACCGCAGAGUGCGGAGUUUCUUUGGACGACUUUGAAUCCUACAACGAUGGUCUCUGCGAUGACCCAUUGUCGCCGGGCCAACAUGUCUGCUGCUCUGAGGGCGACCUGCCCGACUAUACGCCCCAAAUGUACGACAAUGGUACCUGCUACACCUAUGUGGUAAACACUGGAGACACUUGCUCUGACAUUGGCGCGGCAGUGGGCCUGACCAUCACCGAGAUCGAGGAGUUCAACAACGGCACUACUUGGGGAUGGAACGGAUGCGGUGACUUGCUUGCCGAUGCCAAGAUUUGUCUCAGCGAAGGAGACCCUCCGCUGCCCAAUGCCGUUGCCAACGCCGAGUGUGGCCCUACUGUGCCCGGAACUGAGAUGCCUACCGACGGAACGGCCCUGGCCGAUCUCAACCCCUGCCCGCUCAAUGCCUGCUGCGAUAUCUGGGGUCAGUGCGGAAUCACUCCACAGUACUGUACAAACACUACCGGUCCGUCUGGUAACCCGGGAACGGCUCCUUCGGACGAGAACGGUUGUAUUUCCAACUGUGGAACGGACAUUGUGAACAACUCCCACAACUUUACCGACAAGAUCUACGUUGGUUACUACGAGACAUGGAACUGGGACCGUGAAUGUCUCAACAUGCGGGCUGCUUCCAUCGACACUACCCAGUACACGCACAUUCACUGGGCAUUUGCCACCAUCUCGGAUGAUUUUGAAGUCGUCAUCAACGAUACAUAUAACCAGUGGGAGGAUUUCAAGGCCUUGCCGGUAAAGCGAAUUGUGUCGAUUGGAGGCUGGGGUUAUUCCACCGAUGCAUCCACAUAUGACAAGAUGCGCACGGCAAUCAGCCCUGAUAACCGCAAGACUUUUGCAAAGAACAUCAUAACCUUCCUUGAGGAUGAAGACAUUGACGGUGUAGACUUUGAUUGGGAAUAUCCUGGUGCUACUGACAUUCCGGGCAUCCCGGCUGGUGAGGACACUGACGGCUAUUACUAUUUCCAGUUCAUCAGUAUAGUUCGUGGAUAUUUGGGUCUUGACACUGAUAAGACAAUUUCCAUGGCUGCACCCGCGUCCUACUGGUACUUGAAGAACUUUGAGAUUUACAAGUCGGCCCUGGAAUGCGACUAUGUGGUUUACAUGACCUAUGAUCUUCACGGUCAAUGGGACUAUCUCAACUCGUGGAGUCAAGACGGUUGUGAAACCGGUAACUGUCUGCGCAGUCAUGUCAACCUCACCGAGACUUACUAUGCCCUAUCCAUGAUAACCAAGGCUGGUGUUCCGUCUUAUCUGAUUACCGUUGGUGUUUCCAGCUACGGAAGAUCGUUCAAAAUGGCUGAAGCUGGUUGCACCGGACCAGAGUGUUUCUACCUGGCCAACUCGGAUAAUAGCUCCAUGGCGGCCGAGGGUAUGUGUACUGUGACUGCUGGUUACAUUGCCAACGCCGAGAUCAAGAACAUCAUCUACUCCAACUCGACCAAUGUGGAUUCUUGGUACGAUGAAGAAACAGAUACCGACUACUUGGUCUAUAAUGACACGGAAUGGGUCGCCUACAUGAGCCAAGACGUCAAAACCAGCCGGACGCAACUAUGGAACAGUUACAACUUCAGAGGUACGGUCGACUGGGCUGUGGACUUGAUGGAGUUUACCAGCGACGACGGCGAUCCAGAUGGUACUUGCGAAAGUGGCGAGUAUGACGACGACGACGAAUGCGUGGUAUACGACGAAUAUGCAAACGUCGAUGAAUGGACGCCGUGCACAGACGGGCCCUUUGACUUUGAUGACCUGGACGACGACACUAUUAAUAGCUGGCCGUCCUGGUGUGUGGCGCAGUACACGAUCGAGUCGCUCAAGAACCUGUUCAACGACAAGCUGUCCGAUUUCACCGACAUGGUUAACGGCGACUAUGACGACAAGUUCGACACGUACGCAGAGGCUGUGGCCGACAGUGCAUCGUCGCAGGUCCACGACUUCAUGAUGGACAAUGGAAAUGACUACUUCACCUGCAACAUCAUGGAGAUGAGCACAUGCUGCUCCUUCUGCGACGACUGCAACUACUGCUUUGGCAACGAGAACUGCUACAACGUGGUCAGCAUCCUCCAAGGACUCCACACCAUCGAGCAGAAGACUCUCAUCGUCCAUUGGGAGAACAAGAGCGAGCCCUGCCCACCGGAUCUAUCGGAGCGCGGUUACGGAACCCACCAGAGCAUCUGGUGGCACCUGACGGAGGACAAAUCUGCCGCCUUUUACGAGGACCUGCUUAAUGCCACCGGCAUUCCCCAGGCCAAAAUUGGCAUGGGCCGCUACACUGAUGUCGACUCGUGUGAGGGCACGUCGCACAAGGAGGGCGACGGCGCCGAGUGCUGGAACCAGGGCUACGAGUUCAACGUGCCCGUGCCACAGGGCUAUACCGAGGACGACGUGACCAACCCCAAGGACACGGUUCAGUCUGGUCUGGAUGCCGCGAGCGACCUGCCCGAUCAGAUUGACAGCAUCCUCACCCAGCUUAAGGUGCUCACCUACCUGGGCGAUCCGUACGAGCUCAUUGACGCCAUCAGUCUGCCCAUUCUCAUGAUUGCCUCGGGCGUCGAGUCCAUGCAGGAGGUGAUCAAGACGGCCGACAAGAUCGAGGAGGCCGAGCGCAAGGCCAUCAUCCUGGCCUUUAUCAGCGCCCUGCUGCUCUUCAUCCCCAUUGUGGGCGAGGUGGCCAGCGCCGUGGCCGGCGCCGCCGACGUUGCCGCCGUCAUUGCCAUCCUGGGCACCGUCGGCAACGCCGCCUUUGACAUUUACACCAUUGUCGACGACAAGGACAAUGCCCCCCUCGCCAUUGUGGAUUUGAUCCUGGCACCGCUCGCGCUCGCCGACGUGGCCAUUGUUGCCAAGGCGGCCACCAUCCGCCGCGGCAUGGACGUCGCUGAUAUUGCCAAGCUGGGCGAACGUGUCGAAUCAAGAAUGAGCAAGCUGCAGAGCGUGACGGGUGUAUGUCAUGCAUAG